Saprolegnia parasitica CBS 223.65 is the source of this 1799-nucleotide messenger RNA. RefSeq lists its product as hypothetical. The coding region runs from base 1 to 1737 and encodes 578 amino acids. Lineage: Eukaryota; Oomycota; Saprolegniomycetes; Saprolegniales; Saprolegniaceae. The transcript is spliced from 6 exons. The record is from RefSeq and is a predicted model, not a curated record.
AUGGCGCGGAUGCGGGAGGCGAUCGCGCGCCUCACGCAGGAGAAGGGCCAAGCCGAGGAGAUGGUCGGGCUCCUCAACAUCAAGCUCGACGCGUACAACGAGGAGCUCUUUGACGCCAAGUCGAACGUCGCACUGAUCGAGGCUGAAGCCAACUACCGCUGCCAGCAGAACGAGCUCGCGACUGCGCAAAAGGUCGCCAGCCUCACGUCCCAGGUCGCGUUCCUGCGCGAGCAGAUUGCGACCUCGGAGCGCGCCCACACGCGUCUUCGCAAGGAACUCGAGAGCGCCCAGACGUCAAUGCUUGUUGAGCAAAAGCGACUGGCGGCCGAGAAGAAGCUCCUCGAGACCAAGAAGCGCCAGCUCCACGAGAUGAGCAGCUCCCAAGCAGUUCCAUCGUCCCAGGUUGCUUCGCAGCGCCCGUUCUACCCGUCGCAGCAGCUGCGAACUCCGCCGCCCCGGCCGCAGUCGCCGGUGGUCGCACCACGAUCCUCGGCCACGGUUGCGAUGCAGACCGAGGCGAUACCCACCACGAGUCUCAGCCAGGAGAAUGCGGAGCUCGUCCACAAUCUGCUUCAAGGCGCUGCGCUCCUGACGCUGCUCAACCACGUCUCGUCGUCGGGCCUCGAUGGGCCCGAGGCAGAGACACUACCGCAUCCCGACGCGCCUCGGGACUCGGAGUUUAGCCAGCUCAUGCAGCCUUUCUCCCAGUGGUUCCCGCCGCCGCCGUCGCCGACCGUCGUCAAGCUAGCGCCUCUCGCGCUCGCCCAGCAGCUCUACACGACGCUGUCCCAGCUACUGGCGGGCGAAAGCACGAGCGUCCACUUGAUUCCGCUCUUGACUGACUACUUGCUGGCCGAUAUUGAACAUUCGGUGCUCACAAGCGCAUUGCAGGUCCUCUUUGGUCUUCUGCAUGCCAGCACGCGCGUUCGGGCAGCGCUACGCGACCCACCAGGAUUAUCGACCCAAUGCACCUCUCGCAUCAUGCUGCGUGGCAAGCCGCUGGCCCCGACAACAUCCGAGGCCGCUCGUACCGACUUGGACAUGUCGACGGUCCGAACCAAGUGCAUGCACGCGCUCACGCGUGUUCUCAAGCACCACGUCCAUCAGCCCGCUGUGCUGGAACAUGGUCUUGCGGUCGUAUCACUCUGGAUCCAAAUUUCGCGGCAAGGUGCCGAGACGUUGCUGCCCGUGCUGCAGGACAUUGUUGGAAGCCCCAAAUCGACGAGCCACGUCCAAGUCCGCGCGCUGAGUCUGCUCAUGCAGCUGCUCCAGACAGAAAGCCUCUUUCAGAUCUGGCGCCGCCAGAAACAAUGGCUGCCGCUGCUAUUGCUCAAGAGCCCGGUCAAGCUCGGUGCGCUGCAUGUGACCGUGCAGCUGGCUCUCCUUCAGUUUGUCGACUUUAUCAUCAUGACGUAUGGGCUCCCGGGGGCAACAUGCAUCCUGAGCCACCAGCCCGACGAAGCGUCGAUCGUCCAGCCCAUCGUUCGGCUCAUGGAGACGGCCAUUGGUCGCAUACACGACGAAGCCGACGCGGCCAUGCAGUUACAGCUGCUGCGCGCCGGCUUCCAGCUCAUUAGUGCCUUGGAGCAGUACGUGGAGCUGAAAAGCCAAGUGCGGGAGCCCAAGCAGCAAGCUGCGCUCUAUAACAUUCUGCAUUACGUCCAGCGCGAGCUGCCGCGGGAUGCUGUGACGGCCAUGGCGCUCAUCAGCGUGCUCCAAACGCCUACCACCUCGUAGCCCACCACAUUUGGCGUCGGCUCCAAGACUUUUAUCUAUGACACGGCAACGUCCUUUGCUCG